Drosophila subpulchrella is the source of this 522-nucleotide messenger RNA. RefSeq lists its product as uncharacterized. The record is from RefSeq and is a predicted model, not a curated record. Bases 13 to 489 code for a protein of 158 amino acids. The transcript has a single exon. Lineage: Eukaryota; Metazoa; Arthropoda; Insecta; Diptera; Drosophilidae.
AAAACUAGAGCAAUGUUCUCCAUUUUCGGGAAGCGCAAGCCCGCAGAGACACCCACGGAGGAUCAGCCCAUCCAGGGGCCGGCGGAGGGAUCCCGUCCAGGCACCAGUGGCGAUGACUUCGUGUUCAUAGAGCGGAGGCCCGGACCGGAUGCACCUCCUCCGUCCGCAGCCUCCAUUUCCGGCGCCAUGUACCCGCCCAUGCCGCCGGCGGGCUAUCUGCCCUAUCCACCAAUGCCAGGAGCCAGGGGCGGUGGUGGGCCGGGAGCUGGAGCUGCGAUGAAGCUGCCUGGGACCCAAGGACCCGUCAACUACUUGCAGGACAUUCCCUUCGAGCUGGCACCCGGCCUGGCCACCAAGGAUCGCUAUGCCAGCACCCAGAUGCAGGUGGACAGCAUCCUGGCGCUCCUCACGCGACAGAUGUCCGUGGACGAGCUGGCCGAGGAGUACACGUUCGCCCUGGAGAGAUCCGUGCAGAACGAGUGCUACUAGCAUUAGUCCGUAAUUUCACUGGUUAUUGUAAUA